AUGAACAGUGGGCAUCAUAAAGUCAAAAAAAGAGCGAACCAUCACCGAAGGCGAUUCUGCACGCGACCAGGAAGGACAAGCGCAUGGUGGGACAAUUUUAUCAAUGGCACAAUGAUCGAAGAAGAAUGGAGAGAGAAUUUUAGAAUAUCUAAAACGUCAUUGUUGAAGCUAGCAGAAGAGUUGAGACCGUACAUUGAGGGAAAAGAGACCAUCAUGCGUUCUCCUGUGGAUGUUGUGAAGCAAGUUGCCUUAACUCUAUAUUACUUGACCGACGAAGGUCGACUUCGAAAGACAGCCAAUGCUUUUGGAGUUUCAAGACAGGUAACUUCUAAAAUAAUACGUAAAGUAUGCAAAGCCAUCAGUUUACACCUUGGAAUAAGUAUAUACAUCUGCCAAAAACUGAAAAUGAAGUAA
Messenger RNA from Porites lobata, 414 nucleotides. The record is from the annotation of a GenBank genome assembly. Lineage: Eukaryota; Metazoa; Cnidaria; Anthozoa; Scleractinia; Poritidae.